Phyllopteryx taeniolatus (common seadragon) is the source of this 4045-nucleotide messenger RNA. Its product is annotated as protein NLRC3-like. The record is from RefSeq and is a predicted model, not a curated record. NCBI's taxonomy places the organism in Eukaryota, Metazoa, Chordata, Actinopteri, Syngnathiformes, Syngnathidae. The coding region runs from base 284 to 3403 and encodes 1039 amino acids. The transcript is spliced from 7 exons. Gene Ontology annotation, molecular function: protein binding.
UUGAAAUCAAAAUGAAUUAUUUUGUCCCGCAAAAGUACCUCAUGAAGUGACCAGUGAGUAUCGAGCAACAAGAGGAAGUAAGAACACGGAUCUAACGUCAUGAUGAUUUCUGGGAACUCUGCUGUUCCGCGUCACGUCAGCCAAACGACUUCCCAUAAGUAAGUCCAUAAAAGUUGUCGUAAACAGAUCCACAGAUCCAACGGUCGCCUGGGCCACUUUUCAGGCAGAGGACGUUCGACGGCGAGUGAGCUCAUCAUCAGCAGACUGACUCCAUGAAGGAAGGAUGGCGCUGGACACCGAGUGCAAGGAGCUACUGUUGGAAACGCUGACCGAGCUGUCACAGGACAACUUCAAGGUCUUCAGGUUCCAUAUGCACCUGCCCGAGAGUGUAGAUAAAAAGGCCCACCCCGUGGACAUCGUCAACGAGCUGGAGAAGAAGCACGGCAAAGACGCCGCGAAGGAGACCGUCAAGAUCCUGGAGAAGAUCAAAGAGUACCACCUGGCCGAGAAGCUGCGCAUAGGCAUGUUGCAAAUAAAAGAUUCUGCCCGUGGAAAGAGUACCGCCAGGAGGAGGAUGGCCUCCGGCUUGCAUAGAAGAAGUACCAUCUUGUCUGUCGACAACGAUCGGAUCGCCAAAUUCAAGCGGGAGCUCCAAAACAACCUGCGGAGUGCCUAUAUCAACGCUCCCGAGGGCAAUACCGAGCCCUGCGAGCAGCUGUGUCUGGCGGACAUCUACACGGAUCUGUACAUCACCCACGGCGCCGACGUAAGUCCGACCCCGGAGCACGAGGUCCUUCAGAUGGAGAUGUGUGGCGUGGCCAAGAAGUCUAUCGAACCAUGUGACAUCUUCAAAAGCGCCAGCGGGAAGCCGCAGCCUAUACGCAUUUUGCUCACCGUCGGCUUCGCUGGGAUUGGAAAAACCUUCCUGGUCCGCAAGUUUGUGCUGGACUGGGCUCGUAGAAAAACCAACAAGGACGUGGACUUCAUAUUUCCCUUCACCUUCCGUGAGUUGAACUUGGAGAAAGGGAAAAGCUUUUCGUUGGCAAAGCUCAUCCAAUACUCCAUCCCCGAGACCGAGGUUGUGAGCGAGGAGUUGCUGAACAUUCUAUUUGUCAGCUUGAAGGGGUCUGGGAAACAUAACUACGAAAGCAGCAACAUCAAGAUUUUGUUUGUGCUGGACGGAUUGGACGAGUGCCGCCUCAAACUGGACCUGAGCAACAAGACGAAGGAGGACCUGGACGUGACCAAGGCCUACCCUGUGGAGGUGCUCCUGGCAAACCUCAUCACGAAGAACCUGCUUCCCUGCGCCCGAAUUUGGAUCACCACACGGCCUGUGACGGCGCACGACAUCCCGCCCAAUCUCAUCGACAGCAAAACAGGGGUGAAAGGAUUCAGUGCCUCCCAGAGGCUGGACUACUUCAGAAAGAGGUUCCCAGAUGAGGAGUACAUCAUUAAGCACAUCCAGAAAUCUCGCACCAUCUUCAUCAUGUGCCACAUGCCCAUCUUCUGCUGGCUCACCACCACAGUUCUUCAGGAUUAUUUGGACAAAGGGAAGUCCAGAGAGCUGCCUAAAACCCUGACUGAGAUGUACACGGAGUUCCUUUUUUAUCACCUGGAUAAGGCCAAGGAGAGACUGACGACAAAGAGCAUCAAAUACGUCAAAGCGCUAGCAAAACUGGCAUUUGACCAGCUGAUGAAAAAAAGUCAGCUCUUUUACGAGACAGACUUGCAGAACAGCGGUUUUGAUUACCUCCGAGCCGCAAAACACUCUGGAGUGUUCACCGAGGUGCUUAAGAAGGUACCUCCACUGAAGAAAAACCAACAGGUCAAGAUGUUUCAGUUCAUCCAUCUGACCAUGCAGGAGUAUCUGGCUGCUCUGUACGUGAUGAUGAGCCUCUUCCACGACAACAAGAACGUACUAGCCCAUUCGGAGCAGUCACUGGAAUGUCUUGUCAUGUUUUGUAAGCAGAAGCCAAUCACUCAGGUCCACGAUAUUGCGAUCCAAAGAGCCGUCAAGAGUGACGGAAACCUGGACUUGUUCCUGCGCUUCCUGUUGGGCCUUUCCUUGCAGUGCAACCAGGACACCCUCUGUGAACUGCUCAAGGUUCCGAAGCACAAUGAGCACAACAAGUCAGACACGGUCCUGCUGAUCAAGAACACAAUAAUGCAGAACACUCCAGGAAAGAACAUCAACUUGUUCUACUGCCUAAACGAGCUGAAGGACAACUCCCUGCUGGAGCAGAUCCAACAAUACUUACGUUCAGGACGUUUGUCCACCGACAUCGAGGCUCUGGACAUGUGGUCGGCCCUGGUCUUCUUUUUACUGACCUCCGACGAAGCCAUGAAUUGCUUUGACUUUAAGCAGUACUGUGCAUCGGCGGUGGGGCUCUCGAUGCUGCUGCCAGUGGUCAAAGCUUCUCAAAAAUCAUUGCUAAAUGACUGCAACCUGAGCGAGAACAGCUAUCACCUGCUGACCUCCGUUCUCAGCUCACCAUCCAACCUGAGGCAUCUGGAUCUCAGCGACAAUGACCUGUACGACAGGGGGGUCGAGAUCCUCUCGGACGGACUGGCGAACCCACAUUGCAUCUUGCGAGUCCUCAGGCUGUCAGGCUGCAUGAUCACGACGCCAGGAUGCGUUUCAUUGGCCAAGGCUCUCGAGCUGAACCCCUCCCACCUUGAAGUGCUGGACCUUAGCUACAAUUACCCGGGAGAGGAAGGAAAGAGGAUCUUAAAGGAGGCCCAAAUGAAUCCCAGCUCCAGCCUGAAGACUGUCAACCUGGAUCACGGCGGCAAAGAACGUUUGAUUUCCGGCUUAAAGAAAUAUCUUUGCAGACCCACGUUGGACCCCAACACGGCUCACAACUGCCUCCAACUGUCCGACCGCUGCAAGACGGUGACGGUGGCGAAGGAGGACCAGCUAUACCCCAUAAACCCGCAGAGGUUCACCCGCUGGCGUCAGGUUCUUUGCAAGGACGGACUGAGUGAACGCUGCUACUGGGAGCUGGACUUGGAGGGGAAGGUUUCCAUUGCCGUGACGUACGAAAGGAUCCGGCGGAUCGGGGAGGGUAACGAUGUGUGUCUGGGAGCCACAGAAGCUUCCUGGGCGCUGCUGUGCGACGACAACGCCACCUACGCGGUGCGCCACCGGGACAGGACGGUGAACCUCGAACCCCGCCCCUCCCCGGAGUCGAACAAGGUGGCCGUGUUUCUGGACCAUCCCGGUGGCGCGCUGUCCUUCUACAAAGUGACUUCGGAGGGGAUGAUACUCCUCCACGCCUACCACACCUCCUUCACGCAGCCACUUUAUCCGGCCUUCGGAUUUGGCUUCGAUAACAGAUAUGACGGUUUCGGAAACUCGGUAUCGAUCGGUGGGGAAAGUGUGCCCAUCUUUACCCGCAUCUAAAGCCCGUUCUGCGAAAUAAGCGCAACACGUCCUCAGCACAACCGCAAAGCGCAAACGGGUCUUCACGGAAAUGUGUUCCCAUCGUCACAAGUUCAGGAGGCAACACACCAAUAGGAAUCAGAAAUUAGAUUCAUUCAUAGCAACACAAGGAAAAACAGCCGUCAGUACCAAACUGACAUGAUUCGAUGCGAUGCGAUGUCAUCAGCAUGGGACACAUUUGGGUCCUGCGAUGAACAGCUACGACAGCAGAGGGCGCCCUUGUCCCACUCACCGCAGCACUGAACGAGUUGAACUCAAUGGGAACUGCGAAAAGAAUAGUUGAGCGACAAAUCCGUGCCAUCUUCCGAGGCAAAGUGUGUGACAUGCUCAUGUAAUGAGACACGUUUGUGGGAUGCAGUUUUAGUUUAAGGUUGAGCCUGAGUUUUUUUUUUUUUUUAAUGCAGCUCGAUCGAAAUCAUCCACAUGAUUACGCACCUCGGUGCGAGCCGAGCACAUAUCACACGAAUUCUAGUUAUUAUCCAAGUUUCGCUUUGAUUCGAUGCGAAAUGUUUUUCCAUUUGCAUACAUUCUUGGUUGUUGUCAUGUCAAAUGUGGGUGUUUUGUGAAAUGUGAAGAACAACAAACACAUCAGUCAUGGUUCAA